Cooperia oncophora is the source of this 420-nucleotide messenger RNA. Lineage: Eukaryota; Metazoa; Nematoda; Chromadorea; Rhabditida; Trichostrongylidae. The record is from the annotation of a GenBank genome assembly.
AUGGUAACGUCCGAAAUAGUGCUCAAUCUCGGCAACGAAUAUGAGACGAAUAUAUUGAGUGUCAAAUGCCGUACUAACGGGCUGUUAGAACUGCGCGAAGGGAGCGCAGGCACGUGUCAUCUGCACGUCAUCCCGAUUGGCGCAAGCGGAAAUUGUAUGCGGCGAUGCGAGCUUUGUCGUUCCAUGCAACGUAGACGUUUCACAAAGGUCCGCAUAAAUAGCCGAUGUUCUGUUUCAUGCGGACCUGUACUGUCCACAUUCGAAAUAGGCGGAAUCCUAAAAUUUACGCAUUCUCUAGAAGAAUUGGUAAGCUCACGGAUCGAAGGUCUAACAAACAGCUUUCAAGGCAUAGAGUUCCCCGACGUAUUCCAUAUUGCCAACGUUUUCGCUCAGUGGUUUAAGACCCUACUCCGGCAAUAG